AGAGGCAGAUCCCAUCCGGCUCGCUCUUCUCAGGCUCGCGCGUUAGCUGUGGCCAUGCACAUGUACACCAACUCUGGAGGCCAGGACCAGCCAGGGACCAGAGAGGAGGAGGAGGAUGGCGAUGAUUACGAGAACAUGGCACCACCCUACAAGGAUCUCCCUCCCAAGCCAGGUUCGAUGGCUCCCCCCAGGCCUCCAAGGGCAGAAAAGAAAACAGAGAAACCCCCACUCCCUUGCAAGUCCCCAAAGAUCAAAGGCCUGGACCUCACCCCUGUCACCUGCACGUCUUCUCAACUGGGUGUCAAUUCGGAGCAUCCUCCAUUCCAGCUGUCUCUCACCACGACUCCAGUGUCCCAGCUCGGUCAGAAGUCCAGAUGUCCUGGGUGCUACCAGGAGGAGAGACUGGUGGUGAUCCUGUGUCUGCUGGUGGUGGUGUCACUGGUCCUGGGCUGUACUGGUCUGGCUGUGACCCUCAGCAAGUACCAGGAGGUGGUGGAAGAGCUGAGGAUGUUAACCUUUCAGCAGAUGGCAUGGCAAGCCAAUGUGACUGGCACGGCAGGGCUGGCUGGCCUGAAGAAGGACAUUGACCGCGUAAGAACUCAGACCAACCUGUCCCUGGUAGAACUCCGGGGCUUAUUAGACUGUACCAAGAUCACCUGCCCUGAGGGCUGGCUCCCCUUUGAGGGCAAGUGUUACUACUUCUCCCCAAAUACCAAGUCAUGGGAUGAAGCCCGGAAGUUCUGCCAGGAGAACUACUCUCACUUGGUCAUCAUCAGUAGCUUUGCUGAACAGAAGUUUUUGGCCAAGGCUCAUGGCUCUCCACGGAUAUACUGGCUGGGGCUAAAUGACAAGGACCGUGAAGGGGACUGGCGGUGGCUGGAUGGGUCACCUGUCACUCUGAGCUUUUGGGAGCCAGAGGAGCCCAACAACAUCAAUAACGAGGACUGUGCCAGCAUGAACAAGGGUGGCACUUGGAAUGACCUCUCUUGUGACAAAACUACAUACUGGAUUUGUGAGCGGCAAUGUUCCUGUUGAACCCCAUGGCCGAGGGUGGGUGGGGGUCCAUACCGAGUGCCCCUUGACUCCGGGGAUGAGAACCUCCUGCCCUUCCAUGGAAGGCCCUGCCUCUCUGUGAACUGACGGAUACACCUAAGAUGAACCGGCAGCUUGGAUGCAGCAAGUCCCCUUGGGUGCAAGUGAGAGCAUUUCUAGGUGACGACUUGAGGGCUGUUCAACUGGACGAUGUCCUAGUCUGUUCUGGCUACUAUACCAGAAUACUGUAGCUUAUGGGUAGCUUAUGAACAAUUGAGGUUUAUUUAUUGAAUUUCUGGAAGCUGGGAAGCCCAAGAUGAAGGUCCAGUGUUUGGUGAGGGCUCACUUUCUGAUUCACAGAGGGCCGUCUUGCUGUGUUCUCCUAUGCUGCAAGGGCUGAGAACCCUCUGGGGUCCCUGUUAUAAGGACGAGAGAGUCCCACCCUUAUUGACCUAAUCAUCUCCCAAAGGCCCUGCGUCCUUGAGCGAGCACCUUGAGGGUUAGGAUUUAACAUAUGAAUUGAGUGGGGGACACACAAUCCAGUCUGUAGUGGGUGGUGAGCUGGUGGGAGACCAAGUUUUAAACACUGUCUCCCAGUUCUGGGGUCUGGAGGAAACUCACUAAGUCCUUGGUCAUGGCUCUUAGGAAGCAAUCCUGGCCACAGGGGCUCCCAGUCUGGUAAUGACUGAGCUGGAGCGGAAAAUUUCCUGGCACCUCUGGACGCAGGUGUGCUGGGCUCCCUUACUGCCUCCCCAAUGGGGAACAGCUUUGGGAAAGCAGGUGGGGGAAAAUUAUUUUUGGGAAGCAACUUUCUCAAUGUCCCAGGUGAGGUUUGCCUGACCGAGGGGGCAGAAUCAAGCCUCUGCCAAGACUCGGCCUGUGAAGCUUCUAGAAAGGCAGACCAACUGAAAGGCAAGACUGUCCCCUCCCUCAGUGUGUGUCCCAGGACAGCCGUGGCUUUACCUACCUGCAUGUGCCUUUAGGCUGUGUGUGGUUUGUAAAGAUCUUUGAUGAAUAAUUCACUUUUACUUGGAGUGGACCUUCUUGGGCUAUCAGCUCCUGCAGAAAAUGUCCGUUCAGCAUGUGGCCCUUGCCCACUGUGGUGGUUUGCUCGGGGCAGGGGAAGGGGCUGUGCCACAAUAAAGCACCGUAG
This is a messenger RNA of Hyaena hyaena (striped hyena), 2185 nucleotides long. It is a transcript of the gene CLEC17A, whose product is annotated as C-type lectin domain containing 17A. The coding region runs from base 55 to 1035 and encodes 326 amino acids. The record is from RefSeq and is a predicted model, not a curated record. NCBI's taxonomy places the organism in Eukaryota, Metazoa, Chordata, Mammalia, Carnivora, Hyaenidae. The transcript is spliced from 12 exons.